CGCGUCGUCCCACAUUAUCCCUUUCCCUGCCAUGCAACUUCAACCGUCCCUCGUCCGUCUAAGCGAACCGCCAGUAUCAGCGGGAUACACCAGGUCGAAGCUUCACCUAACCCCCACCAUAAAUUCCAUGCGGCUCUCUGGCACUUCUUUCUCUUCGCUGCGCUUCUCAGUUUGGUGUUGUCGACCCGAGGCGAGGGGUGUUUGUAUCGAGGGUUGCCAGCAGGCCAGCUUGACACACACAUGACCUUGAACUCAGACGGUUAGGUCGACAUCACAACAAGGCAGUUCCCAGACUGUUCACUUGCUUGUAAUCAUCCUCGAACCGUUGUCGUCGUCGAAUCCACCUCCUCUUCGGCAACCCACCUCCUUUACCGACCGCAAGCCCGAACGUCACCGACUGCGACCGACCCGAUAUUGACCACCCACUCUGACACCUUGUUUUCUCGAACUUCUGACGCACAUUUAUGCUCGGGUUGUGUAUCCACGGAGAACCUGCCAGCAGCGCACAUUGAUUAGCUCACUGGACACAGGUAAGUGGGUUUGGCUUGACUUACACAGGCGAGUGGCGGGACAUCUGUAUGACCGAACCGUGGGUGACGGGCGUCAUCCAACCUGUCAUGCGGACUGCAAGGAGAAAGUUUGGACCCUGUGGAACAUUUCGAGAUGUUGAGCGUGUGGACGGGACCGGUCGAACCUUCCUGUCAGUGGAGGUUCUGAGGCAGGAGACGCUCCGCAACCCUGGACGUUUCACCCACAGGGCAGGGCUCUCUCCACACCUACACGUCUUGCAUCAGAGAUAUCUUCAAUUUCUUAUCUGAUCUUUGACGUCGGAUGAACGUGUGUGGCAGCAGAAAAGUCAGAAUCUCUUUUGCUAACAAACUGUCUCCGGGUGUUAUCAUCACACAGCCCCUCAAAUAGUUCAAACUUGACCCUCUAUCUCGAACGAUCGACGACACCAAUCUCCAGCAGAGUUCACUCUCAACAUCCAUCGCCAUGAAGCGAUCUGUGACAGACCGGUCGUGGAGGCUGCCUCUACAGCUGAGGCGGCAGGCCAUGCAUCGACGAACCUACUCAGACUCGUCAGAAGCAUCCCAUUGCUCUCGCGCAUCAUCGAGCUCCGAAGAUCAGUUUGCCUUCUCGCCAGCUUCCGAGAACCCGCCAACUCGAAGUGUUACAUCCAACUUCACGGCUUCCCUUGACCAGACUGCCGAUAUCAACUCCGAGGCCCGUUUCUCCGCCGAUGUGGCAGGUCCAUCAGUCGACACACCCCAAGGAAGUUCGAGCAGCAAAAGCAGGCCAAUUGCCAUCGAGAUUCCAUCAUUUCGCAGACACGAUACUGUUACGGGUGUGGACGCUUCGCUUCCCCCGGCCCCUUUGUCAGGACGAGGUGAUAUCCCUGGAGGAUACUUCCCUCUCCACGAAGAUCCCCAAUCCCGGGUCACUAUUCCCCAUCCAUUCCACAACGACGCCGACAUGGCCAGACAAUACUCCUGGCAAAAGGCUGCCGAGUCCACGACCAAUCGGGCGGCGAGCCCCUUGUCCAUGAGCAUGAGCACCUCGAUCAGAAACGAAACUGGUCACUUCCCCUUUUCUGAGCGCUCGAGAACAACUGCGCUCACUGCUCACACCCCCGCAACGUCGUAUAUCCCAAUGGGCCACCACGAUGGCAUUGCGUUACCUCUUGGAAAAUACUACCCCACGAACUGGGAGAGACGCCACGGCAAGAGUUCCCAGCAGCAGCGGCCCUCGACACCGACAAAGCCCGCUUCCUCGGCUGGCCACGAGUCUCAGGGGCAAAAGCUGCGUCGGGAACAAGGGCAUGCCCGAUCCGGCUCUGAAGUCAAACGCCGUAUCCAGCAAUACCAGCGUGACAUGGUUGCGCAGGCCACGAUGGCUGCGAGGUCAGUGGUAGCUAACAGUGCUGCUCUUCCAGCAGCCAUCGGAGGGCCUGAUGGGUUCUUCGGUGUCCAUCAGUUGAAGACGAAGCCGAAAUCCCCUCGUCUGGCGCCACUCGGCAGUCCCGGACCCGUCACACCAAUGUCCCUGGAGGGCGAGGACGGCGGUUACCUGACACUCGGUCGACCCAUGACAGGUGCCGAUGCCGAGCGUCAAGCCGCCGAGCUGGAAAAGGCUAUGCGUGACGACGAGGCGAGACGGAACAACUCGCAUUCUUCACCAGGCGCUCUAUCUGUUUAAACAUCCGUUUUCCAUCGCAUAGCUUUUGGCUUAUUUCAUUUAUUGGUUCUGGACACUGCUAUGCAUCAUCAUCACUUUGCACAUCGCCGGUAACACCAAAAAAAAAAGGGCACAAACGGAAAAAAGGGAUUUUCUGGUUGUUUUUUUUUUUUUUUUUGUUUCACAUCAUUGAUACCCCCCUUCACAGAGAACAAUAGAGCGCGCGGCCGCGGCAACGGCGGGACUGAGACGGAAACAGGCAGGAUAGGGGCGUAUACUCAUUUGGACGUUACAUAGAUUUCUUUUUGGUAGGG
Molecule: messenger RNA, 2489 nt
Organism: Podospora pseudocomata
Lineage: Eukaryota; Fungi; Ascomycota; Sordariomycetes; Sordariales; Podosporaceae
Exons: 3
Coding region: 994-2196 (400 amino acids)
Source: RefSeq, a predicted model, not a curated record